GGACCCGGGAAAAGGAAGUGUGAGGGCCACUGGAAAGGGAGAAAGGGUGUCACAACUUCCGGACCCCGGCCCUCGGCUUGAGGGCGAAGGCAAGUACAAAUCGCUGCAUUGCCCGCGGCCUUGGAACCCAGCCCCUGACGGACUACAGCUCCCGGGGUAUUUCCAUUUUAACAGGGAACAAUCCCUGAACCCAAAGGAAUGAAUCCCUAAUGGUGGAGUUUCAGGCAUCAGUGACAGGCUGAACCCGGAUUCCCAGGGCCCAUGCUUCCACCUGACAAAUGAUGGCUUGAGUUAUGAACAAACAGGACUAUACGAACACUUCGGUGCAAGAGCCCCCUGUGGACUACUCCUUCCGAAACAUCCACGUGACCCAAGAUCUGUUAAACGAGAAGCCACGGACAGGGCUACGACCACUAAGGCACGCAAAGUCAGGGAAGUCUAUAUCUCAGUCCCUGUGGCUGAACAACAACGUCCUCAAUGACCUCAGAGACUUCAACCAUGUGGUUUCACAGCUUCUGGAGCAUCCAGAGAACCUGGCCUGGAUUGACCUGUCCUUCAACGACCUGACUUCCAUUGACCCUGUCCUGACAACUUUCUUCAACUUGAGUGUGCUCUAUCUCCAUGGCAACAGCAUCCAGCGCCUUGGAGAGGUGAACAAGCUGGCUGUCCUCCCUCGGCUCCGCAGCCUGACACUCCAUGGGAACCCCAUAGAGGAAGAGAAGGGGUAUAGGCAAUAUGUGCUGUGCACUCUGCCCCGUAUCACCACGUUCGACUUCAGUGGGGUCACCAAGGCAGACCGUUCAACAGCUGAAGUGUGGAAACGCAUGAACAUCAAACCCCAGAAGGUCUGGAUCAAGCACAAUGCACUGUGAGGUUCCAGGGACCCCAGCAGUCCUGAAGGCCUGGGAAUGCUCAGCUUGGUUUGACAAUAAAUGAUUUGAGCUGUUCA
This is a messenger RNA of Lagenorhynchus albirostris (white-beaked dolphin), 949 nucleotides long. It is a transcript of the gene LRRC51, whose product is annotated as leucine rich repeat containing 51. The record is from RefSeq and is a predicted model, not a curated record. Gene Ontology annotation, molecular function: protein binding. The transcript has 6 exons. Bases 294 to 872 code for a protein of 192 amino acids. NCBI's taxonomy places the organism in Eukaryota, Metazoa, Chordata, Mammalia, Artiodactyla, Delphinidae.